AUGCUGCCUUCUUCCAAUUAUUCUUAUUCUCAGCAACAGAACCAGCUGCAACACCUUGAAGACCAGAAAUCACGGCUCAAUUCUUCUGAAGACCACCAAUUUCAUUCAGACAGAGACCUUGAAGAUUCAAGUAGCCAACAGUCUUCGUCUUCUAAAAAGAAGAAGAAGGCUACAAGAGCAUGCUUUCAUUGCCAAAAGGCUCAUUUAACUUGCGAUGACUCGAGACCAUGCCAGCGCUGCAUAAAGAGAGAUUUAGCAAACACAUGUACCGACGGCAUACGGAAAAGAGCGAAAUAUCUGCAAGACGCAGAGGGCUCUGGGCUGUUGGAUGAAUCACAAAUAUUCGGCUUCCCACUUGCCAAUUAUGGCUUUGGGUCUGAAACCGCCAACCUGGAGUACAGCAUCCUUUCGAACAUGUUACAGGCGCCAACCGAUGUAUUAAAACCACAAACCAAUAAUUUUGCACAGCCAUUAAUGUCUCGUCCUCUUGCUGAUGAUGAAUCGUCGGUUACUCAGCCAUCCAGUUCCGUCUCCACUCCCAUUACCGCUGCCCUUUGGCCGACCACCACUGUAUAUGCUAAUGUCAAAAGACCCUUCAGUUACGCUGAAGGAUACCACUACUUGAUUUCGUUUGUUAAGGAACGAAUGAGUCGCGAAGAUCUGAUGAGGAUUAGUCGAGCUCUUGCAUUAUUUCGACCUUCAGUGCUGGCUUCUAUGAUGAACCUUACAGAAGACGAUCUGGUCUUUACGGAAAAAAGCUUACAAAGAACUUUAUUGGAGUACGAAAAGUUAAUCAGUUAUUCGGGUACGCCAACUGUAGUAUGGCGGAGAACUGGUGAAAUCGCAUUGGUUGGAAAGGAAUUCUCGCUUUUAACGCAGUGGUCAAGGGAUAUGUUGCUUGACAAGAAAACAUAUAUAUACGAGCUUAUGAGUAACGAGUCGGCUGUGGAGUAUUGGGAAAAAUACGCAACUCACGCUUUCGAUAAUACUGACAGUGCAGUAUUUAGCUCGUGUAUACUACUUACGCCGUCUGGACGACCGAUUGCUGCUAGCAUGUGUUUUACCAUCAAGAGGGAUAUCUUUGACCUGCCUAGUGUCAUUGUUGGAAACGUACGUUAUUUAUUUUUGAUAUGA
Messenger RNA from Umbelopsis ramanniana AG, 1134 nucleotides. RefSeq lists its product as uncharacterized. NCBI's taxonomy places the organism in Eukaryota, Fungi, Mucoromycota, Umbelopsidomycetes, Umbelopsidales, Umbelopsidaceae. Gene Ontology annotation, molecular function: DNA-binding transcription factor activity, RNA polymerase II-specific; zinc ion binding; RNA polymerase II transcription regulatory region sequence-specific DNA binding. The record is from RefSeq and is a predicted model, not a curated record. Gene Ontology annotation, cellular component: nucleus. The transcript is spliced from 8 exons. The coding region runs from base 1 to 1134 and encodes 377 amino acids. Gene Ontology annotation, biological process: cellular response to starvation; regulation of DNA-templated transcription.